AAAGCGGGACGGUUGGGAGAGCCUGUCCAUCCUUUGGACUCAGGGAUGGCUGACAAGAGGCAGUCUGGCCGGCAGAAUGAUGGGGAGGAAGUGCCAGCUUUCUUCAAGAACCUGGGAUCAGGGAGCCCCAAGCCCAGGCAGAAAUUCUGUGGCAUGUUUUGCCCAGUGGAAGGAUCUUCUGAGAACAAGACUAUAGAUUUUCAGUCUUUGCCGGCUGGGCGAGGGACUGGGAAAGUCAUUGUCCAGCAAAGGGAUGUGACCCCUUCAGAUGUGGGGAGGAAACUGGAGAUCAAGUGUUCCUCUGGCAAAGAAGCCCUGCAGAACCUCAAUGAUAAGAGCGAUCGGCUACUAAUUAAAGGUGGAAAAAUCGUUAAUGAUGACCAGUCGUUUCACGCUGACAUUUACAUGGAGGAUGGAUUGAUUAAGCAGAUUGGCGAAAACCUGAUUGUGCCGGGGGGCGUGAAGACCAUUGAAGCUCAUGGUAGGAUGGUGAUCCCGGGCGGCAUUGAUGUCCAUACUUGCUUCCAGAAACCAUGCAACGGCAUGGUGUCUUCUGAUGACUUCUUCCAAGGAACCAAGGCAGCGCUGGCAGGGGGCACCACGAUGAUCAUUGAUCAUGUUGUGCCCGAACCUGGCUCCAGCCUGCUUAGCGCCUUUGAUCAGUGGCGGGAAUGGGCAGACACCAAGUCAUGCUGCGACUACUCCUUGCAUGUCGAUAUCACUGAAUGGCACAAGGGUGUUCAAGAGGAGAUGGAGGCUCUUGUAAAGGAUCACGGAGUGAACUCCUUCCUGGUUUACAUGGCCUAUAAGGACCAAUACCAACUCACUGAUUCACAGAUUUACGAGGUAUUUAGCGUGAUCCGUGACAUUGGUGCCAUUGCAGAGGUCCAUGCAGAAAAUGGGGAUGUUAUAGCAGAGGAACAACUCAGGAUUCUGGAACAAGGAAUCAACGGCCCAGAAGGACAUGUUUUGAGCCGACCAGAAGAAGUGGAAGCAGAAGCUGCAAAUCGUUCUAUCACCAUUGCAAACCAGACCAACUGCCCCUUGUAUGUCACCAAGGUGAUGAGCAAGAGUUCCGCUGAGGUCAUAGCUCAGGCCAGGAAGAAAGGUGCGGUGGUUUACGGAGAACCAAUCACAGCCAGUCUGGGAACGGACGGUUCACACUAUUGGAGCAAAAACUGGGCAAAAGCUGCAGCCUUUGUUACCUCUCCGCCUCUCAGCCCGGAUCCCAGCACCCCUGAUUUUCUAAACUCUUUGUUGUCCUGUGGUGACCUGCAGGUGUGUGGCAGUUCACAUUGCACCUUUAAUACAGCUCAGAAAGCUGUUGGAAAAGACAAUUUCACGCUAAUCCCAGAGGGAACCAAUGGAGCGGAAGAGAGGAUGAGCGUCGUGUGGGACCGAGCUGUGGUGUCUGGAAAAAUGGAUGAAAACCAGUUUGUGGCUGUUACCAGUACAAAUGCUGCAAAGAUCUUCAAUCUGUAUCCGCGCAAAGGACGCAUAGCUGUGGGAUCUGAUGCUGACCUGGUGAUCUGGGACCCAGACAGUGUGAGGACAAUCUCAGCCAAGACACACAAUAGUAAUGUAGAGUACAAUAUCUUUGAGGGGAUGGAGUGCCGCGGCAGUCCUCUCGUGGUAAUCAGCCAAGGAAAGAUUGUACUCGAGGAGGGAACUCUCCAUGCUACUGAGGGGUCAGGACGAUACAUUCCAAGGAAACCGUUUCCAGACUAUGUGUACAAGAGGAUCAAGGCCAGGAGCAGGCUUGCUGAGCUGCGAGGAGUCCCACGCGGCCUGUAUGAUGGUCCUGUCUGUGAAGUUUCCGUUACGCCCAAAGCUGUCACGCCAGCAUCUUCUGCCAAGACCUCACCAGCCAAACAGCCAGCACAGCCCAUACGGAACCUGCACCAGUCCGGAUUCAGCCUGUCAGGGGCACAGGUCGACGACAACAUCCCUCGUCGCACUACUCAGCGUAUCGUUGCUCCCCCUGGUGGCCGUGCCAACAUCACCAGCCUCGGCUAAUCCCAGACUACUUACCACCGCCCCCCAGCCUCUCCUUUCUUUGAAUCAUUCCGAAGGGUUACCAGUUCUCCACAUUUUCUAUAGCUACAGGGAUGACUACUUAAAAACAGACUUCACAAGAGGAAUAAACACUUAAUUUAUAUAAGUGUGCCUGUUACUAUGCACUGCUCAUAGCAAAAGCCACACUUAUGCCGUCAGAACGGUACAGGCAAAGUGUAGUUUGUGUGUACCGGCUGCUCUGUGUAUGUGUGUGUGAGUAAAUAUGUACCCAUGUAUUUAUACACACAUGUGCGAGCUGAGUUUUACUGCGCAGAACUGAAGACCCCACCCCUUCCCCAAAAGGUCUAUAUUUCCUAGUGCCCCUUCACCCUGUUCAUUAUUGCCAACCCACCCCCUCUCUCCCUCUGGAUCCCCUGGCGCCCCCUUUGCCCUACAGAGCAAUGUUGAUGAGCCUGGCACCAGAGUGGAAGACCCGAUUAGGUACUGCUCACUUAUACUGGGUAAAACCGAGUGUGAUUAGGAUAUUAGGGCUAGGAAUUGGAAUCGAUGGAUUAGGAUUUAGUCUCAAAGUAAAGAUGUGAAAGAAAAGACAUCACAGUGGUUCCCAGAGAAAGACACAGACCCAUGUAGGAGUAGGCGCCGUGCAUUAGGCAUUGUCCUGCUGUCUCCAGGUCGUUCAGUGGCUGUGAUUUGUCACUUGCUAGCCGGGCAUCUCUCGCAUCGAUUGGACGCGGCAAUGACAACAGCACAGACCUGCCCUGAAGACAGGUGGGACUAUGACUUUACACAAGUGGCCAUCCCAAUAAUAAUCCAUUGCUUCUACCACCCCGUCUGUCAGUGAGACAACUUCAGCUUGAGCACUUGUUCUGCCACGUUGUGCCCUAUUUUCCCCUAACUGUCAUCGUCUGUGGGUUGACAGCUUUACAAGUGUAUGCAGAGCUCUUUGUGCAGGUCAGGCUGGCUUGAAGGGGAAGUUAACCUUAAACGUAACUUUUCAUAUGAACUAGAAGCAUCACUGUAAGACACGGGCAACUCGGAUGUUGCCAAACUAUGGCUUCCAUCUGAAUGGCGGCAGUUAGUCUGUGCCUGAUUCAUGAGGUACUAAAUGUGAAGGUAAAGUUUCCCUUUAGCCGGGAAAUAAUCGAAUGAGACUAAAAACCACACAUCCAUGUGUAGGUGGGAACAGUAUGGCUGGUGGCUUCAAACAUUGCAGUUUACUGAGGUGAAGGCUUUGGAGGGGGGAUCCGGGUGCUGACGUCACAAGGUAGAUGUUCCAUGCAAAUCUUGUUUUUAACCCAUUGUGGGAUUUGUGGUUGUGUUCCUGAGUGCAGGAGGUGUUGUGCUGAUGCUAAUAAAUGUAUCUAGAAAGAAAAUGUGCUCUCUCUGAUGUCCUACAGCGGAAGUCUUGUGUCUUUUCCCUGUAAACACUUUGUGUUCCAAUUUCUUUUCACAGGAUCCACUAAUAAACUAUUGUGCUUUCAA
Messenger RNA from Xenopus tropicalis (tropical clawed frog), 3498 nucleotides. RefSeq names its product dihydropyrimidinase like 2 (gene dpysl2). The transcript has 15 exons. The record is from RefSeq and is a predicted model, not a curated record. Gene Ontology annotation, molecular function: hydrolase activity, acting on carbon-nitrogen (but not peptide) bonds; hydrolase activity. NCBI's taxonomy places the organism in Eukaryota, Metazoa, Chordata, Amphibia, Anura, Pipidae. Bases 46 to 2016 code for a protein of 656 amino acids. Gene Ontology annotation, cellular component: cytoplasm; growth cone.